Messenger RNA from Papilio xuthus (Asian swallowtail), 1935 nucleotides. RefSeq names its product armadillo repeat-containing protein 6 homolog. Gene Ontology annotation, biological process: hematopoietic progenitor cell differentiation. The transcript has 7 exons. Lineage: Eukaryota; Metazoa; Arthropoda; Insecta; Lepidoptera; Papilionidae. The record is from RefSeq and is a predicted model, not a curated record. Bases 136 to 1113 code for a protein of 325 amino acids.
UGUCAUGUAUAUCAAAAAGAAUUAAUUGUUUUCAAAACUUCUGUGAAUCACCGGCUGUUCAAAUGAAUUUGAUUAACAGUGAAAAAAAGUAUCUUGUGAAUUAAAAUAACUAAAAUACUUCAUUAGAACGUAAAAAUGGUUCGUGUGAUAACUCAGGAAACUUACGAUGACGUUGUAAAGGAGAAUAUGGAUGAAUUUGAUAUGAGCCCCGAGGACGCUAUUAAAGAAGCAAUUGCUCAAUUUGAAGCACAGGGUGUGGAUUUAUCUAAUAUUAUCAAAGAUCUAAAUUUAAACACUGGUGAAGAACAUCAAGUGAGUAUAACUGUUAAAAAACUCAAGGAGUUGUCAAAUGCAGCCCAAAACAAUGAUGAACCAAUCUUGGAACAAUUGGAUAUAUUGAUGAGAGAAUGCAAAAAAGAUAUUGCUCAUAGAGUAAGAGCAGGCAAAGAGGGUAUUUAUCCUGCGCUUAUAAAUUUACUAGAUUUAAAACAGAAAUCUUACUUGAAUGUUAAUAAUGAAAAAGAUGCUGCUUCUAUUAUAAAAGUAAUAAACACAUUGAUCGCUUUAAUGAAUUCACAACCAGAUUUGCUGGAUAGAAAAGGUGUUGAAAUUAUUAAAAAAAAUCUAGAUGAAAUAGAAGAUGAAUCUAUUUUAAUAGCAACAUUAAAAUGGACCGCUGUGUGUUGUGUUAAACAUGAAAUGAACACACAGAUGAUAUUUGGUGCUGGCAUUGGACGGAAUUUGAACAAUUUAUUGAAUAAAACUAAUAAUAUAGAGUUAAUAAGUGAAUGCCUACAAGUUAUCAGAAAGUUGACUUUAGACGACGACUUGCGCGUGGAGUUUGGCAAAGCUCACGAACAUGCUCGUGAACUUGGCGCGGAGCUUCUUGAUACGUUGACUAGAUUGCUUGAAAAUAACAUGAAGCCACCGUUGGUAAGUGAUGUGAUGUGUACAAUCGCGUGCCUGCUGGUGCGACACGAGCUGUCCGCGGUGGCGGCGGAGCGCGGCGCUGCUGCUCUCUUCACUGUGCUGGCUGACAACUACGAUGACGUCACCGUUGUACAUCAAGCCACUAAGCUUUUCGAGCUCAUCGGGGGUCCUUCAUCAGGGUGAGUGGGACUGGUAUUAUUGCGCGGACGCGGCCCCCACCUCACUGUAUUUGGCCGGCCGUAGUCGGUGCCACCGGACGAAUAUACGUGAGUGUUUAGCCGUUUUUAUAUAUGUUUAUUAAUUUUAUAAGCUUUUAAAACCCACACAGUUUUUCAGCAGAUUGAUAAUGCGAUCUUAUAAAUAAACAUCUUUCAUUAUCAAUAUAUAGAGAUUUCUUUUUUACUAUAAUUUCAUUUUCUAUUUUAGAUCUAUUAUGUAUUAAAUUAGCUCGUAAUUUCUGUGUUUCCAACAUUCUGUUUUGUAAUAAUGUCAUACUAUUAUUUAGAUCUCGUACUUCGUCUAUUAAACCGAAGAGGGAACCUUCUCUGCAAUUUUCGACGUUAGGUCUUAUAUAUUUAGUGUUCAAUCUUGUUUGAGCAACUUGUACCCUUUGUGAUACUUUUAAUAUUUCCUCGUGUAGAGUUUCCAGAAUAUUCUCCGUCUCUGUUAUCUUUCCUAAUGUUAGUUUUAAUUGAUUUUCUAAUUCUGUUUUUACUUGUUCUGUACGAGCGAUUCUGUCGCUUAACGCUUUAUUGACUCUAAUGUCUUGUGAACGUAAAUCCCUUGCAGUGUUUAUCAAUACCGCAUUAAUUUUUAUUCUUAAUUCUUUAGAUUUCUUUAUCGCACUUUUGAAUUGUUCCAAUCCUGAUUGUGUGAAAUGUUCCCAUGAUUGAACGUCAGAUUGUCCUUCACAUAAUCUUGUUGUUCCUGAUGUUUUCACAUUUUCAGAUUUUGUUUUUAAUUCACUGUUUAUAGUUUCAUAUUUAAAUGCUAAAUGUUUGUUGC